Marasmius oreades (fairy-ring Marasmius) is the source of this 687-nucleotide messenger RNA. RefSeq lists its product as uncharacterized. The record is from RefSeq and is a predicted model, not a curated record. Bases 1 to 687 code for a protein of 228 amino acids. Gene Ontology annotation, molecular function: hydrolase activity, hydrolyzing O-glycosyl compounds. The transcript has 6 exons. Lineage: Eukaryota; Fungi; Basidiomycota; Agaricomycetes; Agaricales; Marasmiaceae. Gene Ontology annotation, biological process: carbohydrate metabolic process.
AUGUCAAUUUACCCCGACUCGUUCUUAGAACUAUCGCUACAGAUGUGUACUCGUGGGACGUUGUUAAUGGUGGGUUCCUCUUCGUUGCAUAUAUCGCGCACACUCGAGACGUUGAAAAUCUUAGAGCCGUUCAACGAUGACGGAACGUUCCGAACCGACGUUUUCUUUACAACGACCGGUACCGCUUACAUUGACACAGCCCUCAAGGCAGCCCGAGCAGCCGAUCCUCAGGCCAAACUCUACAUUAACGACUUCAAUAUCGAAGGAACCGGUGCCAAAUCCACAGCUAUGUUCAACCUUGUCAAAGGUCUUAAAGCUCGUGGAAUUCCCAUCGACGGUAUUGGUGUACAAGCUCACCUUAUCGUUGGCCAAGUUCCAAGCACUUUACAAGCCAACCUGCAACAAUUUACCAGCUUGGGAGUUGAAGUUGCGCUCACCGAGUUGGAUAUCAGAAUGACUUUGCCUGCCACGAGCGCGUUGCUCGCCCAGCAAGAGAAGGAUUAUCAGACUGUUAUCUCAGCGUGUAAGGCGGUGUCGAAGUGUAUCGGGGUUACGAUUUGGGAUUACACUGACAAGUAUUCAUGGAUUCCGGGUACUUUCAGUGGUCAAGGAGCCGCCUUACCUUGGGAUGACAACCUGGCCAAAAAGCCUGCUUAUGACGGGAUUAUUGCCGGUUUUGCCUCUUGA